Galdieria sulphuraria is the source of this 1803-nucleotide messenger RNA. Its product is annotated as serine-type endopeptidase isoform 2. Gene Ontology annotation, biological process: proteolysis. The coding region runs from base 11 to 1765 and encodes 584 amino acids. Lineage: Eukaryota; Rhodophyta; Bangiophyceae; Galdieriales; Galdieriaceae. The transcript has 2 exons. The record is from RefSeq and is a predicted model, not a curated record. Gene Ontology annotation, molecular function: protein binding; serine-type endopeptidase activity.
GUUUGUUGUCAUGACAGAAAGUGAGUUGUCUUUUAUACUUGUUAUACUUAUUUUUCCAACUUGUUGUUCAGAUGUUAGACGCAAGUCGAGAGAAAGAAAGUCUGGUAAUACAGACUUGGAUGAGGAGUUGUUAUAUCAUAGCUCGAGUCCUGAUCAAACAUCUAGAAUAUCUGGGGGAGUGAAUAGACGCUCAAAGAUGGAUCGAAGCCACAGCAAGUUAGGUAACAGUAAUUUGUGUCUUCAAGAUGAGGUUGAAGUGGAGGAUUAUAUGCACGAUGACAACGUAAAGGAUGUUGAAAUGAGUGCUGGUUUUCCAGCAGAUGUAUUGGAUUCGGUUUUCAAAUUGUAUGUUACUCACUGUGAACCCAAUUAUUCUUUGCCUUGGCAGAAGAGGCGACAAACCUAUAGUACAAGCACUGCAUUCGCGGUCGGGAAUCGACGUAUUUUAACCAAUGCCCAUUGUGUUGAACACUCAACAGUAGUGAAGAUAAAGAAACGAGGAAGUGAGAAGAAAUAUAUGGCCCAAGUAGUUUCGAUUGGCAAUGAUUGUGAUAUAGCUUUACUUUCCGUGGAAGAUGAAUCUUUUUGGGAAGGUGUAGAAUGUCUAUCUUCUGGUCGUUUACCCUAUCUUCAGGAGGCUGUUACUGUGGUAGGAUACCCCAUUGGUGGAGAAAAUAUAUCUGUGACCGCAGGAGUCGUAAGUAGAGUAGAACUGCAACAAUAUUCUCACGGCGCAAUCGAUUUACUCGGAGUUCAAAUAGACGCAGCAAUCAAUCCUGGAAAUAGUGGUGGACCAGCGUUCAAUAGUCGCUUUGAAUGUGUAGGAAUCGCUUUUCAAUCUUUGCUCACUACAGAGGCAGAAAACAUUGGUUACAUUAUUCCUUGGCUAGUAGUUCAACAUUUCCUCGAUGACUUUGACAGAAAUGGCUAUUAUACUGGAUUUUGUUAUUGUGGUUUUGAGUUUCAGAGAAUGGAGAACGAGUAUCUUAGAAAAAGCUUUCAUUUAAGUGAUGAAAGUGGAGGUGUUCUGAUAAAAAGGGUGGGUGAGCAUGAAAUAUUUUUCAUGAAACUAAUAAUAGCACAGAUAGCGCCAACAUCUCCUUGUAGUAAAGUACUUCAAAAAGGUGACGUCAUUACACAUUUUGAUGGAGUACCUAUUGCAAAUGAUGGAACAGUCUCUUAUCGUGGUGGUGAGAGAAUCAACUUUCAUUAUCUUAUUACUCUCAAGUUUGUUGGAGAAUCCUGUACGGUUCGUAUCGUUCGAAAUGGCAAUAUCAUGGAAGUUUCCUAUCCUUUGUUUGAGCUUCCUUUGUUAGUACCGAUACAUGAAAAAAGGCCAGUUCCUGAGUACUUAACUGUUGCAGGUUUAGUAUUUGUAGCUUUGAGUGAGCCAUAUCUUCGUUCAGAAUACGGCGAAAAGUGGGACUUUGAGGCUCCAGUGAAGUUACUGGACAAGUUGCUAUACGGUUAUAAGAGAACUGCGAAUGAACAAGUGGUUAUUCUGUCGCAGGUAUUGAAUGCAAGAAUCAAUGUGGGAUAUGAAUGCCUAACAAAUACAGAGCUAUUGCACUUUAAUGGCACUCGAGUGGAAAAUUUAUGUCACCUUGCCAAUUUGAUAGAUGAGACUAGUGAAGAAUUUCUUCGAUUUGAUUUGGAAUUCGAUGAAGUUAUUGUUAUAGAAAAACAAGCAGCACUGGAACAGAGUUCGCAAAUUUUAGUUCAGCAUGGCAUUCCAACACCGCGUUCAUUAUCACACUCUAUAUAGAUAGCAGGUUCAUUUAGAAUAAAAGGCUAUUUUAUAGC